Gossypium raimondii (Peruvian cotton) is the source of this 603-nucleotide messenger RNA. RefSeq names its product wall-associated receptor kinase 2-like. Gene Ontology annotation, molecular function: polysaccharide binding. Bases 22 to 603 code for a protein of 193 amino acids. The transcript has a single exon. NCBI's taxonomy places the organism in Eukaryota, Viridiplantae, Streptophyta, Magnoliopsida, Malvales, Malvaceae. The record is from RefSeq and is a predicted model, not a curated record.
AGAAAAAAAGAAGCAAACGUCAUGGGUUUGAGUUUUAUAUUUAAGAAGCUUGCUCUGGUUGCAGUUACGUUGACACUUACAGCAACUUCAGUGGCAGCUCAAACACAACCAGGUUGUGAAAGCCGCUGCGGGAAUAUCAGCAUUCCUUAUCCCUUCGGUACAGGCGAUGGUUGCAAAAUUAGCAGCGACUUUUUCAUUACUUGUAACACCACUUUCAAUCCUCCAAAAGCAUUCUUAGACACCAGUAAUAUUGAGAUUCUCGACAUCUCUCUGGAUGGUUAUUUGCGCAUAAGUCAAUCCAUAGGUUAUGACUGUUACAACAAAGUCGAGCCUUCAUAUUUUGCUACGUGGAUGUGGUUUUCAAAAUUCUCCUUAUCUCAUACCAGAAAUAAGUUCACAGCCAUUGGUUGUGAUACUUAUGCUUACGUAAAGGAUUAUUUGGGACAUACGUAUUCAACCGGAUGUUUAACGUUUUGUGAUAAUAUUACCAAUGUGGUGGAGGGAUCUUGCUCUGGCAUCGGCUGCUGCCAGACUGCUAUCCCUAAAGGAGUGAGGAGUUAUCAUGUAACGUUUGGUAGUUCUAACAACCAUUCCAAGGAUUGA